Molecule: messenger RNA, 1797 nt
Organism: Danio rerio (zebrafish)
Lineage: Eukaryota; Metazoa; Chordata; Actinopteri; Cypriniformes; Danionidae
Source: RefSeq, a predicted model, not a curated record
GUAGCCAUGUAAUAAGCCGGAUAAAGUACACCCAGUUGUUUUCAAACUGUCAGGCUUUUAUUCUGCAAUAACAACAGCCUGAAUGUAUUUCACCCCAAACUUAAAGCACUGUGAGUUGACAUGACAAUAUGAAUACAUAUUGUAGUAUGCAUGUUGUUUUUUUGUUCAUGUUAGUUCAAAAUUUGUUAAAUACAUGAACUAAUGUUGUAAAGUGUUAGCAAAUGAUCACUUUUCUACAGGUCAGUGUGUGGGUGAAAGUUUGAUGAUGAAUGUGAAGAAAUCUGGAAAGAGUAUUUACUGUGUUUCUCAACUAUGGGCUGUAAUGUAGUGUGUGUGUGUGUGUGUGCGUGCGCUGACCGUCUGUGUUUCUCAGACUUUAGAAGACUGGAGCUGGACGCUGGCUAAAAAAGCCUCGGCUAAAAGCGGCUCCAGUCUGACGCGUUCGGGAAGCGUCAAAGAUCUGAUCUUCAAGUUUGACGGACCUUCCAACACCUCACCGAAGACUAAAGAGAAAAAUAAACACCAGAGCAGAGAAAAGGAGAAAAACGAGAGCUCGAAGAAGAAAAUGGAGGAAACUGAGGUGAAAAAAGAGGAGUGUGUACUUAUUAAACUCGAUGAGGAGAUUCGUGAUGUCGCUCAGGAGUCGCAUUCCAGCUUUAAUGGACAGAAGCAGCAGCCGGAGGAGCCCGCAGCCUCAAAGUCCCGUCCAAACCCAAAAUAUCAGCUUUAUUUGGGCUCCAAUGGGACCAGCGGCACCAGCAGAACCAGUAAAGCCAACGGGACCAGCAGCAGCUCUAACGGGUCUUUAGGGGACAGUGGUACAGGUUCAGGUUUGGGUUCAAGUGCUGCAGUCAAUGGGAAUCUGUUGCGGGUCAGUUCUGUAAUUCGCGGGUCCAUGGAGUCGCUGUCGUCCCGGGACUGGGACAGCAUGUCGGACAGAAUGGGAGGAUUCGAUAGUCCUCCUCGAGUCUUCAACAGCCCGUAUUCAACACUUUCACUGGAUUAUAAUCCCAUCAACAGAAUGUCUGACUUUAAGUCACCAGAAGUGAUGUCACCGGGCGUCUCAGACAUUAACCUGUUUGGCCUGAACAGAAGUGUGAGUCCAGUCAGCAGUCCAGCGGUCGCUCAGAGAUCACGAAUCCCCGGAUACGACAGUCUGACCCGCAGACGAGACGCGACUCCAGGUCAGCUGAUGCAGAGGAGCAACCAGCCCAAUAAACGAGACUUUAUCCAGGAGCUGACCUUACAGCUGGACGAGUGCCGCAGGAGGAACCAGUUUCUGGAAGCAGAGAGCGUAGAGAUGGAGAAAGAGAGGAAUCAGAUUCGUUUCGAGAUGCGGGGCCUGCUGGUCAACAAUGAGGAUCUGCUGCGCACAAACACACAAAUGCAGGGCGAGAUGAACCGUCUGCGGGAGAAAAUCGUGGAGCUGGAGAGCAACAAUAAUGUCCUGGUGGAGCGAUUCAGAAAGAUGGAGCUGGAGCUGAAGGAGGCGCGUGAGGUGAUGGUGGAAGCAAACACUCAGGAAUAUGCCUUCAACUUCCUGCAGCAGACGCUCAAGAACAAGAUACAAGACACUGAGGAAGCUCUGGAGAAACAGAGUCAGCACGCUCAGACUAUGUCAGAAAAACUGUGGCACGCGGAGAGAAAUCUGGAGGAGCUGGAGCUGGAGAAGGAAAACAAGAGCAAGAAGGUUCUAGAACUCGGAAACACUGUGUUCAGACUGGAGACUGAGGUACACACACAUACGCAAUCAUAUCUAACACACACACUCAUAUUAACAAAUUAAAUCAAAAGCAC